Rhinolophus ferrumequinum (greater horseshoe bat) is the source of this 5442-nucleotide messenger RNA. It is a transcript of the gene ZNF213, whose product is annotated as zinc finger protein 213. Gene Ontology annotation, molecular function: RNA polymerase II cis-regulatory region sequence-specific DNA binding; DNA-binding transcription factor activity, RNA polymerase II-specific. The transcript is spliced from 6 exons. NCBI's taxonomy places the organism in Eukaryota, Metazoa, Chordata, Mammalia, Chiroptera, Rhinolophidae. Gene Ontology annotation, biological process: regulation of transcription by RNA polymerase II. The record is from RefSeq and is a predicted model, not a curated record. Bases 3081 to 4448 code for a protein of 455 amino acids.
UAAACUAUCAAAAGGAAAAGAAUGCAAUUAGUCAAUUUCAAUAUAAUUGCAAUUAGUCAAUUUCAAUAUAAUUGUAUACCAUGUACCAGCAAUGCCCAACAGGAUAUGUAAGUGUGUCAGUUAUAAAUUUAUUGUCUCUCAACCCCCAAUGCACUCUGUCCAGCUUUAUCAUACUGCAGCCAGACCCUGUAGACGUUUCUCUUUCGCUAGCCAGUUUGAUGUUAGUCUUUGCCAAUAGAGGGCGAUGGAAGAACUUUAUAAGGCCACACCUGGAAAAAGGGGGCUUUCAAGUUCCUUCUUCCCGGUGUGGUUUUCCACUGGGACCAUUAGAGGGAGUGGAGCAUCCACUUUAGUGGUCUUCAUAGAACAGUCUUGGGUCAUGCCCUCCAGAAAGUUGCUCAAGCAAAAGCAGGAAGGUGUAUGUAGAAAAACAGACAAAUGGAAACAAUCUAAAUGUCCAAGAGUAAAAGACUUGAAAUAAAAUAUGGAACUCCCAUGUUAUGGAAUACUAUGCAGCUCGCACAACAGAUGAAUUUUAUUUAUAAAUUCUGAUAUGGAAAAAUAUCCGUUAGACUGAGUCAACAAAACGUUACUUACAUAGAAUGAUUCCAGAUUUAUAUUACAAAUAUUCAUAGAGGUUGAACUGUAAGAACAGGCUAAAAUAUUAAUAGUGCUUGUUUCUGAAUGGCCUUACUAGGAAUAUGUUUAACCUUUAGUUAUUCAACAAAUACUGUGCCAGAAACCAUUCUAGGUGCUGGGAAGUCGGGCAGUGAAAACAGUCUGACCUCAUGGUGCUUAUAGUCGAGUAGUAAGGGACGAAUUAUUACACAAAUGUCAGAUACUAAUAAAAGGAAGAAAAACAAAAUAGGGCAGAGACAUGGCUCCCGAGCGCUGUUUAGAGAGUUAGGGAAAGCCACUUUGAGGUAAUAACAUUUAAGCAGAGUGAGGGAGCUAGUUGUGGAUAUCAAUACCUUUAUAAUUUUCCAUAUUUUCUUAAUUUUCUUUUCUACACUAAACGUGCAAGACUUGCAUAAAUGAAACCAUUUCAGAAAAAGAUCUGUAGCCACAGAUCUCCAGGUCGAGAAAUAAGUAGAGGGUGUGAGCAGGUCCAAACAUGUGGAAAGCAAAAUCCCGAGCCUCCCAAACACGGCCCGUUUGCUCUAGAUUCUCUCCGGCCCCGGGACCCCAGCCGCUCCUGAGACGAAGUUGCUGGUGGGAGAGCACGGGGCUCCCCGGGGUCACCGUCCCCGCCUGUCGCGUCCGGAUGAGCGACUCCAACAGACGCUCUAGAACAGAGAAUCCCGAAGGAGGCUCAGCGUCCCUUACCGGACGGCAUUUUCCAAGAGUCUCUACGCCCCGCUAGACGCGACUGAGGACGGGCAAGGAUGGGAUCCAAGAGGCUGAAAACGAGUCUCUUGGGGCCGAGCACCAGCUCCCGGGCCGUGACCCCUCGGUCCUCGAUCCACUCAGGAGCGGAAAGAGCCGGAGGCGGAAGAAAGAGUCCGCCCCAGGGCAUUCCUUCCGGACGUUCCGCUCGUGGCUGGGCCAGGAGCCGUCUCUGUCCACUAAGCCAGCCUCGCUUCCCCUUUUCGCCCCUCAGGAGCCAGAGGAGCAGAGAAAUCUAAAAGAUAAACCGAGAAGGAUGACAGCAGGAAUCUAGAAGCAGACCCCAACCCGCGGGCACGGUAUUGAGGAGCAUGGCAUCGCUGCGUUCUGAUUGGCCAGCCCUGAGAAUUCUCCCCGUUCAUUGGCUUAAUGGGCGACAGCCUUUUGCAGCUCUGCGCAGGCGAGGCUGCUGGGGACGGAGCUCGGGGCUCCGGCCGGGUCUGCGUUCCCGCCUGCCGCAUCCAGCCGAGCGACCCUGGUGAGUCCCUGGCCCUGCGAGCGAGCCUCCUCGGUCCCUAGAGGAUGAGAAUGGAUGGAGCUCGUACCUUUCAGGGGUGCUGUGAGGAGUACAAGAAUAAAGUGCUUAGUGUGUGGUAGUUCCAGAAGGACUGGAACCAACCUGAGUACCUCACUGGGGUAUUGGUUCAGAAACUGGAGAACAUCCAUACCGCGAAAUCUCCCAGAGCGGCCAAUGAAGAAGCAUUGUUAGGUGGAAAAGCAAAUUACAAAAUAGUUUGUGCGGUAAGACCUCAUUUAUGUGAAAACACACACAAAACACGUUUUCUUUCGUUUUUAUAGGUACGUUUUUAGUAAAUGCACAGAGAAAGGUCUGGAAGGUCAUAUGUCAAACUUAAUGGAAGGGUGCACUGCACUGUGGAAGGGAGAGUUUCUCUUUUAUGGUUAUCCAUAUUGUGUAAGUCCCUCUUUUUAUUGCAAUGGUUUGUGUCACUUUUUUAUUGAAACAAAAACAAUUAAAGAAAAUUCCAAAAUACACUUUUCAGGACUUUUGUGAAGAGUAACAAUGUAAGGUAUAAAAUAUGUGUCAUACAUUCAUAUAUACCUGUGCAUAAAUGGCUUAGGAUGGUAUCUGUGAGCCCUUUGCUGACACCCCAGGGCCACAUGUUUUGGAAUUCCCGAGUUUUCAAAUUUGAAAAAGAUAAUGCAGUACACAUGGUAUAUCAAGUAACCCUGCCAGCAGAAUCUGGGCCAACACUCAGUAAUCAAACAUGUUAGUUUUUUACUGACGUGUACACGUGGUAAGAACAGCUUGAUGAAUUUUUACCAACUGAACGAAUAUAUUAAUAUUUCUGCUGUAAAACAUGAACAUUUACAUUAAGUGGGAUAAAUGGAGAUUACAAAUAUGCUCAUCUCAGUAGGCCAGGUGGUGAAUUUGGGAUUUCAGAGCUGAGGAUUAGGGGCUGUAGACCUGCAUUGGUAGGAGAGAGUGUCACGUGAGCAAGGCAUUACAGGGAUCUUAAAAAAGACUUCAGAGCCAGGAAAGGAUGGGAACUGAUGAAGUCCCCCUCCAGGCUGGUCUUUGUUCAUGUACCGCCCCCUCCUGCUAUUUUACUCUUUCCCCAGGAGCGUAUGUCCAGAUGCUGGCCUGGCUGCCACAGGGAAUCCCUCUGGGAGACUGAAGGCAGGUUCCUGGGCCCAGGUUGAGGCCGACCAGCCCUGAGCCUUAGGCCAGGGGAAUGGCAGCUCCUCCGGAGCCUCAGGACCAGGCCUCUGGGGAGGGAGAAGGGCUUCUGAUUGUAAAGGUGGAAGAUUCCUCCUGGGAUCAGGACUCUGCCCAGCAAGAGGAUAACAAGGAUGCUGAGGCCUGCCGCCAGCGUUUCCGGCAGUUUUGCUACAGGGAUGCAGGUGGACCCCAUGAGGCCUUCAGUCAGCUCUGGGAGCUCUGCUGCCGCUGGCUGCGGCCUGAGCUGCGCACCAAGGAGCAGAUCCUGGAGCUGCUGGUGCUGGAGCAGUUCCUGAGCGUGCUGCCUGAGGGUGUCCAGGACUGGGUGCGAGAGCGGUGCCCGGGGAGUGGCGAGGAAGCUGUUGCCUUGGUGGAGGACGUGCAAAAGCAGCCGGUGAAAGCAUGGCCACAGGAUGUGCCCUCAGAGGAGGUGGAACCUGAUGCUGCAGUCCAGGGAUGCCAGGCCAAGGGGCCUCCCCCGAAGGCGGGGGCACGAAGCCGGCCACCUGGAUUCAGGGAGCAGCACAGCCAUGGUGCCCAGCUGCCUGCUCUUCUUAAAGAGGGGAAUACCAAACAGAUGACAAAUGCCUGCUUUGCCUCUGGGGUCCAUGGACCUGUGACAUUUGGUGACAUUCCCUUCUAUUUUUCCCGGGAAGAAUGGGGGUCCCUGGACCCUGCUCAGCGGGAUCUCUUCUGGGACAUAAAGCGGGAGAACUCCCGGAACAUUGCCCUGGGUUUGGGGAUGAAGAGCCAAAGUGAGGGUUCCCAGCUGGAGGAGGCAGUGAUGGCGCUCCCAGGCCAGGUGGGCGGCGACGUGACUGUGGCCUGGAGUCCUGAGGAGGCCGAGACCUGGGAGAGCGAGGACCGGCUGGGGGCGACCGUGGGGCGGGCAGCGGGGGCACGGCGGGGACGGCCGCCCACGCGCCGGCGGCAGUUCCGGGACCUGGCAGCUGAGAAGCCGCAUAGCUGCGGCCAGUGCGGCAAGCGCUUCCGCUGGGGUUCCGACCUGGCACGCCACCAGCGCACGCACACGGGCGAAAAGCCACAUAAGUGUCAGGAGUGCGAGAAGAGCUUCCGCAGCUCCUCGGACCUGGUGCGUCACCAGGGCGUGCACACGGGCCAGAAGCCCUUCUCCUGCUCCGAGUGUGGCAAGAGCUUCAGCCGCAGCGCCUACCUAGCUGACCACCAGCGCAUCCACACGGGCGAGAAGCCCUUCGGCUGCAGCGACUGCGGCAAGAGCUUCUCACUGCGCUCCUACCUGCUGGACCACCGGCGUGUGCACACGGGCGAGCGGCCCUUCGGCUGUGGCGAGUGUGACAAGAGCUUCAAGCAGCGUGCCCACCUCAUCGCCCACCAGAGCCUGCACGCCAAGAUGGCAUAGCCCAUGGGGUGAGGGGUGGGGUGAGGGCUGGAGGGAUCUCCCCUGGGGCGAAGCAGCAGCAUGGCCACCUCUUUCCGCUGCCACCAUCUGCAGCCACCACCCUGCUGCCUGCCCUACCCUGGCCUGCCCCAGGACCUGGCCAACACUCCCAAGGAAUGGAAGUCCCUUGUGAUCUCAUUGCCAUUCACCUUCCUGCUCUGGGGUUUCUCUUGCCCUCUGACUUCCUGGAGCCCCAGUACCUUCCUGGCCAGUGGCCCUAGCAUGGGGAAAGGCUGGGGCAGCAAGGAAAUGUGAGGACUCAGGCAGUGCCUGGGGUGCCCCAUCCAAGAACUCCCACUCUCAGCCUUGCUUGCCCCCUGGCUCUUUGUUCCCCACUUUCUUGGCUGGGUUCAUGGGCCAGGCCCUCUGCCCUCCCAACCUGUGCUUUCCUGCAGGGGUGGAGGACAGGCCUUGACCACCAAGGGCUGCCAGGCUGUGGGGUGGACAGCCCACAUCUGUGAGGAUGUGGGUCCUGCGUGCAGCCAAACGGGCUUUCUGGUCUCCACCCCUCCCAUUUCCAGGCCAUGACCACUCUGCCCUGUUCUGGCAACACAGAAGUUGCCUGCCACCACUCCACUGACUUGCUCCUGGGUGAGUCCUUGAGAGCCACCCUUUGCUGAGGGGAGUGGUGGCUCCAGGGACAGGAGGCCGACUGCAAACCAAGAACGGGGCUGGCGGAAGCCCGCUGCUCCCACAUUUCCCUCCUCCAGAGGCAGGGGGUUUAUGGUACUUAACACUGGCACUCCAUCAGCACUUUGUCGCUGACUCCUCAGGCGCGGCGUUCCAUGGGGUUUGUGCAUCGUCUGCAGAGGGGCGCUCACAGGGACACACCACAGGCUCUCCAAAGGAGCUCGGCCCAGCCUGCCUCGCAAAGGCAGCAGAAGGGUUUGAAUAAACGUGGAAACCUCCUCCAGGCUCUUCUGUUCUUUAGCUGGCUGCUGGGUGGAGGGGACCU